This is a messenger RNA of Adineta ricciae, 2340 nucleotides long. Lineage: Eukaryota; Metazoa; Rotifera; Eurotatoria; Adinetida; Adinetidae. The record is from the annotation of a GenBank genome assembly.
AUGGAGGAUGAACUCAAGCAAUUCAUUGAUUCUCUAUUGAUCAGACCAGUAGAAGUCAAUACUCUGAACAGCCUCACAUAUCUCUUUGAUCGACUUGCCACCAAAUCAUUCUCCUCACUUACAACUCAAUCAUUUCAAUCUUUAUGUGUACUCAAAAACUGGACAUGGGACUGCCUAGGUGACGACUCAUCUCAAUGGAUCUAUCCACCAGAAUACUUGUCAUUAUUUCAUGCAUUAUCAUCAUUUCAUAGAAAUUUAAUUUUCUACCACGAAAGUAUUGACAAUGAUAUCAAAGCAUCACUUCUCAUACCUGAAACGAAUGAUCAAAUAGAUCGGGUGUUUCAACACAUCAACCAGAGUCAUGAUGACAAUGAUCCAUUUAUUAUCAUCGUUGGUCAGUACUUUGACAAUCUUUCGUUUUUUCUUCGCGAAAAUCCGGAAUACGAUACAUCACCCAUCCUUCGUCAUAUUAAUCAAUGUUUAGCACAGAAUUAUCUCAUGACUGAUCAGUUCAAGAUCUAUUUAGAUCAACUUCAACAGACGGAAUUACCUAAAGCGAUUUUUACAGGCAAACAAUUAUUCUAUGUCAAAACGUGCCCAUUCUCCCUAAGUUCAUAUCUGAUUGCGCGGACACAAAACUUUGUCGUAACUUCGGAAGAGAUAAUAAACCAUAUUGGAAAAGAUUACCUGCAAAUAAUGAAUAUUCAUACUCAACAAAUUGAAACUUGGGAUAAAGAGUUUCUCAAUGUGAUCGGCUAUCUCUCUAGUUUGGUUUUAGCAUGUUCAUGGUGGGGUGGAGGAAAGACAUUCGCAAUCAAAAUACUGCUUCCUACCGAACAAGUUGCAUGUGAUCUUAUUCAAUCACUCAUACGAAUAAUCAGUUACGAACCAUAUCAAGAAUACAAUCGGUCAGAGCAGCUAACAAAUGAAUUGAUCCUAAUUUACAUUAUCUCCAAGCUAUUACUAUUUAUCAUACAAACACAGAGUGUCAAUUGGGUCUUUAGUUCUAAUCCUUCAUACUCUCAAACACUAUGUAAAAUCGCCGAAACAUCUUCAUAUCCAUUCACAUCACUAUGCAUCUACUUCAUGUUGGGCGAGAUUUUACCUGAAGAUAAACUCAAAGAAAUGAAGUUUGCCACUCAUGUAGAAUGUUUUUUCUACAGCAUUCUUGAUCAAGCUUGGCAUAAUCCACUGAGAAAAUACAAACAACUUCCACUUUCUUUUCUGUUAAGGAGUUCGGUAAGCUUUUCAAAAAAUGACGCUAUGACACAAAAGAUAGCUGAUUUACAGUUGAUAUCAUUUUUCAUGGAAAUGUCUGAUGAAUAUCCGAUCGUAUAUGAUUUUAUAUGGGGCUUUUCGUUCAAUCAUCAAAUCCAAAAGCAACUUCGCGAAAAUACGCCAUUCAUUCACAAGCUCACUCGUUUAUCGAAUCAAGCCACCGACGAACAAAUCAGAAAGGCAGUUGAUGGCAUACUCUGGAACUUACAGAUCCACCAACAGUCUCAUCCAUCGACGGAUAUCUCAUCUCAAAACACUUUCGACAUCAUGAUCAGCUACUCUCACAAAGACAAGUCUCUCUGCAAACAAAUCUACGACGAACUCACUCGACGAAACUAUCGAGUAUGGAUCGAUUUCGAUCAAAUGCACGGAAACGUGAUGGAUGCCAUGGCACAAGCCAUCGAUCGAUCACAAACUAUCAUCAUUUGUAUGAGUGAAGAGUAUCGAAAGAGUAACUUCUGUCGAGCAGAAGCACACUAUGCAUUCCAGCAACAGCGUCACAUAGUUCCUGUUCUGAUGCAGAAGCACUAUAAGCCAGACGGGUGGCUAUUGUUUCUGAUAGGUCAGUUGUUGUAUGUUGAUUUCACAAAAUAUGAGUUUGAUCAAGCCAUGGGAAUGCUUCUCAAAGAACUAAAAGCAAACGAUACUACAGGCGAUGCUACUGUUCCUAUCCAAGCUGAGAACCACUCAACUGUUUCAUCUAUAAUUCUGUCAUCAGCAUCACAAAAAGCUACUAGUUUACCUGCACUUUCAAAAAGCAUAGGAGACUGGACACGAGCGCAAGUACAAGAAUGGCUAGUGGCUAAAAAUCUUCCGCAAAUGUCUCGUCUUCUCACUGACUGCAAUGGUCGCAGUUUAUUAUACUUCCAUGACUACAUCAAGCAUGGCAAUGUCAAUCAAGUUGUUCAACUUCUUCAUGAAGAUUCAUUACGAAAGAGUGGUCAAACGUUAUCAUUAGUAGAAUUAUCAUGUUUUCGAACGUUAAUUGAAUCACAUAUUGGUUCCAACACUUCAAAAGAUAACAAUAAAACUCGUUCUUUUAUUUGCUGUCGAAUGAUGUAA